AUUGUUUUAGAGUCGCAAUUGGUUUCAAUCAUGUUGAACCUUUACCUAUAUCUCACCCUAUGUUGGAUAGGAUGGAUGGCUUUGUCUUGCUGUGGAGAGAAACAUCAACAUCAUUGUAAAUAUGGAGGCCUCACUACCAAUCACACAAACGUUCCAGGCCCGCCUCGCAUUAAAAUACCUAAGUGCAAUCCAUCCCAAAUAGUUGACGGUCAUUUUGUGAUGACAUGCGAGGUGCUUGCGAAUCCUGCAGCUAUAAUCACAUGGCAACACAAUGGUAAAACAUUGACACCCGAAGAUUUUCAGAAGAUCGACAAACUGAGCUGCAACCAGAGAUUUGAAAUCUCUAAUGUACUGAAAGAACACAGUGGCGUAUAUACAUGUACUGCUACCAAUAGUUUUGGUAGUACGAACAAGACUUGUACUCUAAGUGUGGAAGAUAAGAAAUGCCCAUUAGUCCACGCUGGAAUAKAUUUUGUUCGAACAUCUUUGAAAAAGGGUAACGUUUUAAGAGCAGGAUCAUCAMUGAACAUCACUUGCACUGUGCACAACAAACGGUUGAUCUUCUGGCGGAAAGAUGGUAAGGUUUAUACAGGAGCGCCACGGAUCCAGGGCCCCUCUUCGUCUACUAUUAUAUUUGCUCGUGUUAAUGCAAGCGACAGUGGUAAUUACACAUGCAUCGCACGUGGUUAUCAAUCAAACUGUGAGGUCCAAAGGUCGAAAUAUCUCCAAGUAGUUGAUUCAUUGGCAACUUCUGAGAAGAGAUCAAAAGCUGUUCAAGCAGAAAUUCAAGCGAUUUUGUCUCAUUUCGUAGUGUUGUUCUGGAUUGGUUCCCACAUAUAGAAAGCCAUCCAAAAUAACACUACGAAGUUCAACUGACAAAGCGUAAAGAAUCUUGAUUUGGGAGAUACGCAGUAAUUGAUUGCUUAAAAUCGAUUAUUAAUAUAAAGUUAUAUAUUAGCGCCUCGGCACAUCCGCAGGUCAAUUAUAUCCCUACCGUACUACUCUURGACCUGGCUCAGAAUGAUUAAAAUAUCAAUAUUGGAAUCGGAUCUCUGAAACACUAAUCAAUCAUAAAACAUCGGAAUGAUAGUGAGCAUACCAUCAACAGCGAUAUACGUAUGGUCAAAAUAACUAUUCCAAAAAUAUUUCCUACCCUAUACAACCAAUUUCACGGUCAUUCUAUGUGUACAAAUGUCUUUAUUACAAAUAAAAUACCUUUCUUCGCAUAACAAA
Molecule: messenger RNA, 1233 nt
Organism: Exaiptasia diaphana
Lineage: Eukaryota; Metazoa; Cnidaria; Anthozoa; Actiniaria; Aiptasiidae
Product: hemicentin-1
Exons: 5
Coding region: 31-840 (269 amino acids)
Biological process (GO): axon guidance; dendrite self-avoidance; homophilic cell-cell adhesion
Cellular component (GO): plasma membrane; axon
Molecular function (GO): cell-cell adhesion mediator activity
Source: RefSeq, a predicted model, not a curated record